GCAGCCCCCAUCUGGCCCGCUCUACGGGGGUGGGGACACGAGCGAGGUGCGAGGCAUCGUCAGCUCCGUCGAGGUUGGCCCCUUCGACCUCGAGACCAGGCAUCCUCCAUCUGGCCCGCUCUUCGGGGAUGGAGGCACGUGCGAGCUGCGUGGCAUCUUCAGCUCCAGUGGAGUUGGCUCCGUCGGCUCCGAUUACAGGCACCCUCCAUCUGGCCCGCUCCUCGGGGAUGGAGGCACGAGAGACAUUGGAGUUGGCGUCAUCUACUUCGGUGUCUUGCAACCCCCAUCAGGCCCGCUCUACGGGGAUGGGGACACGAGCGAGCUGCGUGGCAUCGUCAGCUCCGAUGGUGGCGUCCCACCCGCGCUGUCUUCGGCCCAGACGAAGGCACCUCACCGUGCUGGUGCGUCUCUCUUCUUUGCGAAUGUCACGGGAUGGGGGCCCCGUAUCCACAAGUUUGUGGUGGAGCAUAAGAGUAAGUAUGGCAUGAUGGCGUUUGUGGAGACUCACGUCACCGAGGCGAAGCUCAUUCAGUAUCGUGCCAGUCUGGAUGUUGAUGGUUGGAAGUUAUCGGCUUGUGCUGCGGUGGGCACGGGUCGGUCUGCGGAGGGCACGAGUGGAGGUGAGUGGGUUCUGGCGCGGUCCCAUCUUGCUACCACGUCCUUCGAUCGGCAGAGGGCCCUGAUGACCAAGGAGCGCCUGAAGGAUCCCUGCCGAGGCUGGGUGCCAACUGUCUGGCAUCUGCGUGCAGGCAACCUCAUUGUGAUUGCUGCCUACUUCUUGCCCAAGCACGGUUUCGGAGGCCUCAACCUUGAUAGGUGGGCUUCUCUGCGAGCCUUUUUGGCAUCAGUAUCUGACCCGUGGAUCAUUGUUGCAGAUUGGAACCUGACCCCGACGGCCCUGGAGCGCAACUCGUUCCUCAAGGAUGUGGGAGGCACAAUCGUUCUCCCAGAUGUCCGUGUCACCUGUGACAAGGGUACGGGGUCGCUCAUUGACUAUGCGGUGGCGUCAGUGUCGGUGGCAGACUUAGUCUCGAUCAAGGGCGUCCUCACCGUUCCUUGGAAGGUCCACUGUGGCCUCCAUGUUGAGAUACAGGGCACGUCGACGGCAUGGUGGCACCGCGCUUUGGUCUUGCCGCGGCCGCUCCCUGCUGUGGAUCGGCCACCGACGGCCCCUGACCCACAGAGCAAGACCUACCAGCGCAAGCAAGCAGCCCUUCAGAGGCGCAAGGAGGCCUUGCCCCCAGAUCAUCUAGAUGCGUUUCACGAGCUCCAUCAGCCCCCUGAUCCUCAAGGUUUGACUGGCGAUGUCUUUGAAGUCAGCCUGGAUCGAUGGAACUCUAACUCGCCCUCUGGAGCGGAUGGAGACGGUUGUCCGAAGUACACCUUCACGGCGGAGAUGCGCAUGAUUAGCGAGUCUCCUAUCGUCUCGUGGGCCCUCGAGGGGAACGACCAGCUAUCCCAAGACUAUGGCAAGUGGGUCCACCAGGUUGAGCAGUCCCUCCUGGACCCGAGCCUCACGGCCCAGGAGCGUGCGCCUAUCAUUGGCAGAGCCCGAGGGUUUGCAGUCACUUGGAAGAAGUCGGUCUCGUCGCCUGGUCGAGGCCAUUGGAAAUAUGACGGUGCUGAGCAUUGGUCGGUUAUGGACACACUCUGCAGGAGGACCUUGGCCAUAUUCCUCCAUGACAAGGAUGAGGAGCAGAUGUGUAGCGCGUUGGCAAGUGCUGCUGGUCGAGUUCAGCAUCUGCGACAGUACCAUUUGGAUCAGCGACCUGACUUACAAGACAGAGCCAAGACGGCUCUUGAUCAGAUUGUCUCCCUACAUGAAGGGGUCCACAGUCUUACCAGCGACCAGAUGGUUGAGGGAUUGUGUCAGGUCGUGGUGGCAGUCGAGGCGGUUGCAGCUUGUGAGGUGGCGAGGGGCAUCGGCAAGGCUCGCAAGGCCUACGCCGACUGGGUCCGUCGCAUGUGGCGCACUUCCCCUGGCGCCCUCCACCGACACGUUCGUGACCCCGUCGCCCCUCGGCCUGAGGAUGCCACGGUGGUGACCACUCCCAGUUCCUUUGCCGCCAAUGCGGUGGCCGACCCCAUCACGAUCAUGGCCAACAAGUCGACGAAGUGGGGCAAGAUUUGGAGCGAUGCAGUGGAUACCCCAGCUAGUAUCAUUCAUGCGCUGAGCGCAAUACGACACAAAGCAGCUGAGGAGGACAUCCCUCCGCUGCACUGCGAGCAGCUCCAGGCUGCUAUCCGAGUCACGGGCAACAAGAAGGCUCGUGGAGUUGAUGGGCUUGGUGCUGGCGGCCUGGGCCGCCUGCCGACCCAGGCCCUUGAGGAGCUCAGGGACCUUUUCCAGCGAU
Prorocentrum cordatum is the source of this 2354-nucleotide messenger RNA. NCBI's taxonomy places the organism in Eukaryota, Dinophyceae, Prorocentrales, Prorocentraceae. The record is from the annotation of a GenBank genome assembly.